AUGAAGACUUUCGCUCUCAUCGCUUCCCUCGCCGCCUACGCCGCCGCCCGCCCGGUGCCCGAGGAUAGCACGACCUUCAAGCUCAUCGCCACCGCCCCCGGCUCGCCCAUCGACGCCCACUACCUCACCGUCAGCGGCGGUGUCUUCCACCUCGGCAAGGAAACAAGCUCCACCUGCGGCAACAUCGCCCCCGUCUUCGAGGGCGCCCUCGCCAUGUACGGCGACGGCAAGGAGAACCAGCAGCAGACCUACGUCGACAUCUCCGGCGCCGCCAGCGGCGCCCUGUCUUUUGCGAGCCCCGAAGUCGCGGACAUGACGCCGGACCAGAUCGCGGACAAGUUCGCGCAGUCCGCCGACGGGAAGCUGACGUAUGAUGGCGGCAACUGGCUUGCCUGCCCGCAGGAGGUGGAGGGCCAGUACAUGGUCUUUGCGGAGAAGGCGUACGAGGCGCCGAAGGAGAAGUGCACGGCCUUUGAGAUUGCGACGAAGAAGGUUCGGACGCCGAAGGUUGUUUGUGUUUAUCAGUGA
Messenger RNA from Diplodia corticola, 528 nucleotides. Its product is annotated as cell wall protein. The record is from RefSeq and is a predicted model, not a curated record. Bases 1 to 528 code for a protein of 175 amino acids. The transcript has 2 exons. Lineage: Eukaryota; Fungi; Ascomycota; Dothideomycetes; Botryosphaeriales; Botryosphaeriaceae.